Molecule: messenger RNA, 588 nt
Organism: Paramecium tetraurelia
Lineage: Eukaryota; Ciliophora; Oligohymenophorea; Peniculida; Parameciidae
Exons: 1
Source: RefSeq, a predicted model, not a curated record
AUGGAAGAGAUAAUUAACGAUUAUAGCUUAUGUCAAUAGAUUAAAAAUGAAUCAUAAUCCAGUCAAUAAGAUGAAAAGAAAUUUCAAAGAAGAAUUGUUCCCUUCUUCUUGAAUUAGUUUAAACAUUGGGCAAAGUAAAUGGAUUAUAAGAAAGUUGAGUGUUAUUUGAAAGUUAUUCAAAGUCGUAAAACUUCAAAAUAACAAAAAUGGGAAUUAGGAGAUUUGCAAAAAGUAUUCGGUCCUAUUAAUCCGAGAACUAAAUGUAUAUAGAUUGAAACUCAAUAAAGAUGGAAAGAGUUCUUAGAUUAACAGGCUGAAACGACUGUUAUCAUGAAUAAUAAAAUAAAGGAUUAACAAACAAAAGGGAAAUAUAUAGACGCAAUUCUGCAACUAAAAUAAGAGCUCUCUAAAAAAACUCCCUAUUAUAGAUUUUUGAGUAUCCCACCUAGCUUAACAUGUGAUUAUAAAAUAAACACAGAAACUUGUUUGGAUGAGCAGAAUUAAAAUGAUGUUGAGUGUUUUAUUGAGAAUUCCGAUUAAGAACGAUUAUUCACUUCCUUUAUCGAAUAAGAUAAAGAAUCUAAUUGA